Molecule: messenger RNA, 2222 nt
Organism: Pyrus x bretschneideri (Chinese white pear)
Lineage: Eukaryota; Viridiplantae; Streptophyta; Magnoliopsida; Rosales; Rosaceae
Product: calcium/calmodulin-dependent serine/threonine-protein kinase
Biological process (GO): intracellular signal transduction; peptidyl-serine phosphorylation; protein autophosphorylation
Cellular component (GO): cytoplasm; nucleus
Molecular function (GO): calcium-dependent protein serine/threonine kinase activity; calmodulin binding; calcium/calmodulin-dependent protein kinase activity
Source: RefSeq, a predicted model, not a curated record
UAUGAAUAAUUCCUCCAUAUUUUAUGCAUUAAACAAGUUGAAGAAACUUCUCGCAAGCUGAUGUCAAACGAUACCAAUUUGUCCUUUCGACAAUAUUAAAAACACCAUUUGUCUCUGCAAGACUACUUCCUUCCUUCCUUCUCAUCAGCUUCCAAGAUUCCAUUUCUUCCCUCUCGGUUCGGUCUCUGCUUUCCCAGUUCGAUUUCAUCAAGGUUUGUUUGACUUCGUCUUCAUCGGAAUCGUAACCAUGGGACAAGAAACAAGAAGACUUGCAGAUGAGUAUGAGAUAUCAGAGAUUUUAGGCAGAGGAGGAUUCUCUGUGGUCAGAAAAGGCAUCAGCAGAAAGUCAAGCAGCAGCAGUGACAAAACCGAUGUGGCAAUCAAAACACUCAAAAGGCCGUUUGCACCCUCGAACCCUCCUCCUCUGCCUCCCCACGCCCGGAGGAACGACCAGAAUAGCUUUGCUGCUGCCGCUUUCCAAACCCGGAAGCAGGUGUCCAUAUCGAAUGUGCUGCUCACAAAUGAAAUCCUGGUGAUGAGGAAGAUAGUUGAAAAUGUGUCACCGCACCCGAAUGUGAUUGACCUCUAUGAUGUGUACGAGGAUGAGAACGGGGUUCACCUUGUGCUGGAGCUAUGUUCUGGAGGGGAACUGUUUGAUAGGAUUGUGAAGCAAGAAAGGUAUUCCGAGGCUGGAGCUGCAGCUGUGGUGAGGCAGAUUGCAAAAGGCUUGGCAGCUCUUCACCGCUCGAAUAUUGUUCACCGGGACUUGAAGCCGGAAAACUGCCUCUUCUUGGACAAAACCGUUGAUUCUCCGUUGAAGAUUAUGGAUUUUGGGCUGAGUUCUGUGGAGGAGUUCACUGACCCUGUUGUGGGACUGUUUGGUUCCAUAGAUUAUGUGUCACCAGAGGCUCUUUCUCAGGGUCAAGUAACUUCCAAGAGCGAUAUGUGGGCUCUUGGUGUAAUCUUAUAUAUCCUUCUCUCCGGGCACCCACCUUUUAUUGCUCAGUCGAAUCGGCAAAAGCAACAGAUGAUUAUGGCUGGAGAAUUCAGUUUCUAUGAGAAAACCUGGAAGGGGAUUUCUUUGUCAGCAAAGCAAUUGAUUUCGGACCUCCUCAAAGUCGACCCUGACAAGAGACCUAGUGCUCAAGAGCUUCUGGACCAUCCAUGGGUUGUCGGUCUUUCAGCCAGAGAGGAUCAAAUGGAUGCUGAGAUUGUAUCGCGACUGCAGAGUUUUAAUGCUCGGCGCAAACUGCGUGCUGCAGCAAUAGCAAGCGUGUGGACAAGCUCGAUUUUCUUAAGGACAAAGAAGCUAAAAUCGUUACUAGGAUCCUAUGACCUUAAACCCGACGAAAUCAAGAAUCUGAGUUCACAUUUUAAGAAAAUAUGUGUAAAAGGUGACAAUGCUACUCUGUCUGAAUUCGAGGAGGUUCUGAAAGCAAUGAACAUGUCGUCUCUAAUCCCUCUAGCACCCCGAAUCUUUGACCUAUUUGACAACAAUCGUGAUGGCACCAUUGACAUGCGAGAGAUACUGUGUGGGUUCUCUAAUCUCAAGAACUCACAAGGAGACGAUGCUCUCCGCCUAUGCUUCCAGAUGUAUGAUACGGAUCGGUCUGGAUGCAUCAGCAAAGAAGAGGUAGCAUCUAUGCUCAGGGCUUUACCAGAUGACUGCCUUCCAGCUGAUAUCACCGAACCUGGAAAACUAGAUGAAAUAUUUGAUCGGAUGGAUGCAAACAGUGAUGGAAAAGUUACCUUUGAUGAGUUCAAAGCUGCCAUGCAGAGAGAUAGCUCUCUCCAAGAUGUAGUCCUCUCCCAUCUUCGACCAAUAUAAUUUUCCCACUAUCCACAUUUUUCGCCGUCAACUUUUUCAGUGAACUGUGGAAGUUAAUUUCUUUCUGUAUUUGGAAGACCAGUGACCAGAAUGCUGAAACUAAACUGUAUGUCAACUUCUGCCAUGCAAAGUAGGAACGCCUUGCUGCUUUAACUUACAGUGCAAGGAAAAUAGAAAAUCCAAGGUAGUCUACUUAGCCUGGCUAAACUGAGGAAAAUUUCAGUAGCAGCAAUGACGAAAGCCGCUCCAAGUUCAUUUUAUCGUUUACGUUCUACAAGCCAUAGAAGAUAUGCUGUUUAGGGCUGAGUUUUUGUUUAGCUUUAAGGUGUUUUAUGUUAUCAAGGCAUGUAUCAGAGUUAAGUGAAACUUACAUUAUCCGACUUGAAAGAACAAA